This is a messenger RNA of Cordyceps fumosorosea ARSEF 2679, 1239 nucleotides long. RefSeq lists its product as hypothetical. Lineage: Eukaryota; Fungi; Ascomycota; Sordariomycetes; Hypocreales; Cordycipitaceae. The record is from RefSeq and is a predicted model, not a curated record. The transcript has a single exon. Gene Ontology annotation, biological process: regulation of alternative mRNA splicing, via spliceosome. Bases 1 to 1239 code for a protein of 412 amino acids.
AUGAGCAAGCCAUUAGCCUUCGGGCUGAACCUCAAGAAGCCCAGCGCUUCCAAGCCCGCUGCGCCGCGUCGCAAGCCCAUACUUGGCGGUGACGAAUCCGACUCCGACAGAGAAGAUGGAGAUUCCAACACAAAAAUCCAGGCGAUUGGCGGCGACCUCGAGGACGAUUUCGGCGCCUCGCGACCACAACUAGACUCUGGGCCGCGCAAGCCCAAAUCAAAACCCGGACUGGCUGCGAAUGGGCCGCCGCCAAAGCUCAAUGCAAAGUCACAACAUAAUGCAAUGUUUGGCGAUCUGUCAAGCUCGCUCGCGUCGCGCAAGAAUGCUGCGGCCGCGGCCGAGGUCGACGCCAGCGUGUACGAGUACGACAACGUCUACGAUUCGUUCAAGCCCAAAAAGCAAGCGACGAAAGAAGACGUAGAGAAGAAGCCAAAAUACAUGAAGAGCCUGAUACAAGCCGCCGACGUGCGCAAGCGCGACUUGCUCAUCGCCGAGGAGAAGAAGAUUGCGCGCGAGCGCGAGGCGGAAGGCGACGAAUUUGCCGACAAGGAGAAAUUCGUGACGGCGGCGUACAAGAAGCAGCAGGAGGAAAAUAGACGGAUAGAAGAGGAAGAGAAGAAGCGGGAAGAGGAGGAGGCCAAGAAGAACAAGGCCGGUGGCAUGUCGGCGUUUUAUCGCCAAAUGCUGGACAAGGACGAGCAGCGCCACGCCGAGUCCGUCAGGGCGGCCGAAGAAAUGGCCAAGAAUUCUAGCAGCAAGAAGGAUGAUGCUAAUUCAGGCGUCGAAGAAGAUGAAGAGGACGACGAGAAUGCACAAGCGGCGCGCGCCAGAGCCAUGAACGAAAAAGGCGCGUCCGUCGACGUCAACGAGGACGGGCAGGUGGUGGACAAGCGCCAGUUGCUGCGCGGCGGUCUCAACCUGGACAAGAGGAAGGCGGCGGCCACGCAGCAGCAACAGCAGCAGGGCAGACCAGCUGAGCGCGAGCGCAAGGACGGUCAUGCGCAGGGGCAGGCCGGCCGGCGACAGGCCAUGCGGGAGCGCCAGUCGCGGAUUAUGGAGGAGCAGCUGGAGCAGUCGAUGAAGCGCGCGUUUGACGAGGAGGAGGCCAAGAAGGAGGAGCUGGAGAGGGCGUCCAAGAGCCGCAAGACGGAGGGCGAGAUCUCGAGCGCCAAGGAGAGAUACUUGGCCAGAAAGCGGGCGGCGGAGGAGGCCAAAAAGAACGGCAGCGCCGCACCGUGA